This is a messenger RNA of Hippoglossus stenolepis (Pacific halibut), 1127 nucleotides long. Its product is annotated as adhesive plaque matrix protein-like. The transcript is spliced from 5 exons. NCBI's taxonomy places the organism in Eukaryota, Metazoa, Chordata, Actinopteri, Pleuronectiformes, Pleuronectidae. Bases 99 to 1127 code for a protein of 342 amino acids. The record is from RefSeq and is a predicted model, not a curated record.
GCUGCAGGCGUCAGAAAGCUGAAUCGGAAGUUUCUUUUUCUGUUGUUUGAUGUCAAGCAGCACAAGUUGUGUUGGUUGUUUGGCUUCAGCUUUCAGAAAUGGCUUCUGGACUUUGUGUGAGGGUGCUCUUGCUCUCACUCUUAGCCUUUGGGCCACAUGCUGAGGCUCUGAGCUACCGAAGUGGAGGCUCCAGUGGAGUUGCACCGUACUUUAAGUCACCCAGUGCUUUGCUCGUAGACCAAAAUCCAGGUUUAGCCUCUUCCAGUUACGAGAGCUCUGCACAGGCUGAUGGAUCUCAAGGUGGCUCUGGACCCAGUUACCCUGAAGGUGGCUCAUCUGAUGAACUGGAGCCUGCUGGUGCUGGUGGUGAUACUGGUUAUUAUGGAAGGCAAGUAGAUGGUAACAGUCAGGAAAGAAGUGUUUCUAGUUACAGGCCUGACCCAAUAAUUCCUUCAAAACCCAAAGAGAACCUGAUGCAGCCCAGUCACCAAGCUAUCCUUCAGACCAAAAAGGGCAUGUGGAAUUUAUCUCCCAAUAAUGGAACCGCAUUUCAGUUAGGCGAAGUUUCAAGUCCUGGAAUAAUGACAGACUAUGCGCCGUCGAGCUACCAGCCGAAGCCCCAGCAGCCGUCGAGCUACCAGCCGAAGCCCCAGCAGCCGUCGAGCUACCAGCCGAAGCCCCAGCAGCAGUCGAGCUACCAGUCCAGGCCCCAGCAGCCGUCGAGCUCAUCUGAUGAACUGGAGCCUGCUGGUGCUGGCAGUUAUACUGGUUAUUAUGGAAGGCAAAUAGAUGGUAACAGUCAGGAAAGAAGUGUUUCGAGUUACAGGCCUGACCCAAUAAUUCCUUCAAAACCCAAAGAGAACCUGAUGCAGCCCAGUCACCAAGCUAUCCUUCAGACCAAAAAGGGCAUGUGGAAUUUGGUUUCCAAUAAUAGAAACAAGCCCCAGCAGCCGUCGAGCUACCAGCCCAAGCCCCAGCAGCCGUCGAGCUACCAGCCCAGGCCCCAGCAGCCGUCAGCCGCCGAGCGCCUGCCCCAGCCCCAGCAGCAGUCGAGCUACCAGCCGAAGCCCCAGAAGAAGCUUGAACUCCAAGCACAGAUGACAUGUGGGACUUUGCGCUUUCCAUGA